AUGUGUCAGGAAGAUGAACAAGUGGUGCAGGUAUCCGAUGUAGAAAUUUCGGCGUUAGUUGGGUGGAUGGCAACGGAUAGCGAUGGCAUACAUGAUACAGAUAUUGUCGAAUACUGUUCGAGACUUGGAGCUCGGAACUACAAUUUCAUGAAUUAUCCAGUUGGUGGUAUGAAGCGAUCGUCAUGGUGUCCUGAAAAAAACGGCAUUCCACCACCGAUAGAUCUGCCGGAUUUGCAACUUGAUGUAAAAUUAUGGGGAACAUAUGUUAUAGGGCGGAUAUCGGACUGGAUAGAUUGUGAUGCGAACGAAAGUUGGUUGGCAGAUUUAUCAUGCAUUGAAAUUGAAAAGGAGCUUAAUUACAUGACCUACAUGCCGUUGCGUGUAUUAACAUUGGAAUUAAAACAUCGUGAUUCUCCAAAAUUAGCGGAAAUACUGACAAAGUGGAUGUGGACGCGGAAUAUGACCUACAGUGUUUGGGUGUUUUUACCAACCGAUGAAAAUCUUCUUCCUGCUGCGGAUUGCGGACAAGAUGUUCGUGAUAUUUGGAGAAUAUGGGCUGAUUUUCGAAGUCUUUGCACCAAUUAUCCGAUGCAGAAAUUAGCUGUCGGACUGAGAUUAUGUCCUAAUUUAGCCGAUGAAUUCCUGGAACCACGACUGUAUAAACGCUGGCAUGCUGAGCCAUUGUGUUCAUUUUGUAUUGAAACAUCCAUUUUCACAUCUAGUGGACAGUACGGCAAAUGUACGCUGCCACCAGCACAUUACCGUUUGUUGAUGGAUUUAUUCGUAUCAGUGGUACAACGACCGUUGAUACAUUGCAAUAGCUCUGAACAAGUUGAUGAGCAUCUUCGACUACAGUACGUAAAUAUGAUCAAACAACUGAUACAGGAAAAAGCGAUUCAGUCAAAAGAGGCUGCACUUGCCGGUAGUGACGAUAAUGUUUUGUUUGAAUAUCUUGGACAUCGGGAGUAUAUCGAUACUUUACAGAUGCCUCUACAACCAUUAGCAGAUAAUCUUGACUCGGGUACUUAUGCAAUUUUUGAAGAGGAUUCUGUAAAAUAUGAUUUAUAUCGUGAAGCGAUUUGUUACGCUAUUGAGGAUCUCGUUAAAAUAACUGGUGAGGAGCGAAACAUCGCUGUAUAUCUUUUAGGAGCAGGAAGAGGACCUCUGAUGCAAAUGAUAAUUGAAGCUGAAGAAUUAUUCAAUGCAAAAAGUUGUAAUCGCCGUGGCUUACUGAAGCUUGAACUUUAUUCAGUGGAGAAAAAUGCUCAUGCUGUUGUUACUUUGCAGUUCAGGAACAAACAUCACUGGAAGGAUCGAGUGCAAAUUAUUGAAGGCGAUAUGCGAGAGCUGAGUGAAAAGGUCAGAGCUGGUCAAUUACCAUCCCCAGAUUUAGUUGUUUCGGAAUUGUUAGGAUCUUUUGGUGAUAAUGAAUUGUCUCCUGAAUGCUUGGAUAGUAUCACAGAUAUUUUGCGCUCAACCACUAUAAGUAUUCCUCAACAAUAUACCAGUUACAUCGCUCCUAUUCAGUCAGUUCGCUUGCACCAGAAAGUACUGUGCUGUUCUGGUGGUACAAAAUAUUUUGAGCGUGGUUUUCCUGGCCGUGGCCGACUGGAACCCGUUAAAUUGCAGGAUGGCACUUACGCACUACCUGAAUGCCCGGAAGCUUCGCAAUUCGAUGAAAUAUAUGUAGUUUGCAUGCGUUCUGUUUGUGAACUUGCAAAGCCCAAAGCCGUUUUCAAUUUCGAGCAUCCAAAUUUUGAAAAAAAAUCAAAUGCACGAAGUGCGUGCAUUCAGUUCACAAUCGACAUGCAGUCAGAGUUAAUGGGAUUCGCAGGCUACUUUACUGCACGACUUUAUAGGAAUUGUCAAUUGAGCAUUGUUCCACAGACACACACGAAAGGUUUAGUUAGUUGGUUCCCAGCGCUUAUACCGCUUCGACAUCUUUAUCGUUUACAGAAGGGUACUGAAGUUAUCUUUCAUGUUGAACGAAAAAUUGAUACGCGAGGUGUUUGGUAUGAGUGGUUUUGUGAAUUCCAGAAUGUUGAUGGAAAAACCAAAACAACACCAUUGCAAAAUAAGGAUGGUAUGAGUUACUUUAUGCGCUUAUAA
Messenger RNA from Brugia pahangi, 2109 nucleotides. NCBI's taxonomy places the organism in Eukaryota, Metazoa, Nematoda, Chromadorea, Rhabditida, Onchocercidae. The record is from the annotation of a GenBank genome assembly.